Molecule: messenger RNA, 2716 nt
Organism: Oncorhynchus keta (chum salmon)
Lineage: Eukaryota; Metazoa; Chordata; Actinopteri; Salmoniformes; Salmonidae
Exons: 2
Coding region: 1206-2153 (315 amino acids)
Source: RefSeq, a predicted model, not a curated record
UAUCGAGGUAAAAUAGUUAAGCUUAGUGUUAGUUAGGGGUUAUAGUUUAGGGUUCAGGGUAGGGAUGUUCAAAGGAAUCCAGAGACGAACAUGGUAUUUAAGAGCUCGGAAGAGACACAGGCAUUCAUUCAUUUGUUUCGUUUUUUACAAGCAGCAGAGUGUCUGCCCCCAGAUAGUUUCCUUAGAGACGAUGCAAAAUAAUUACCAAGAUGUCUUUGAUCCGAUUGAGGAGUAAGUAGGCUAUAUUUAUGUUGUGAGGAAUAUAUUUAGGCCUACUGUGUUGAUAAGGCAAAUUGGGUUUAUAAGAAAAUAAUGACGUUUUGUUGAUAAUGAGUUGAUAACGUACUGUCGAAAGCAGGUAGGCAAUAUUAUUUACUAUGUUGAUAAGGGAAUAAGCUAGUGUAGAAAAAUAACGUAAUUUGAUGUGCUAGUAUAAUUUAUUUAAUGUUUGAAUUAGAUUGUAAAUUAAAAUAUACACACGUGGUUCUAUAGGAUAUAUACAUAUUUUACAUUGUAAGACGAUGCCCUUGUGUGCUGGAGCUAUGGGUUUAUUUUUCCACUGUCACUAGGCCUUCACACUCGAACUGAAUUGAAUAGGGGAUGCAUAACUACUUUUCACUGAAGAAGGGAACGGGGUACGACGUUCAACUUCGAUCGAAUACCUUCAAAUCAUGCCUGACAAGACCAAUGAAAUCAUAACGUCAAGAGGUGAUGAGCCAGAGCAACCAAUCAGCAUCACUGUGGAUGUUCUCCCCCACCAUCCACACUGCUCUCCCACCACAAGCAACCACAUCCUAUUCUCCUGUUCAAUUAAUUUGCCGCCACACUGAAAAGGACUGUACAUACGUACGUACCUCUGUGCCCAUCUCAUUGUAGCAUGAUCCAUCCAAGGCCAAAGCUGGAAGCCUAAAACGUGAGAAAUGUAAACAAGAUGCGACUGUAGUUUGUGUGUGUGCGUGCGUGCGUGGAAGGAGUUCCAAGAAAAUACAUGAGAAGAUGGCAAAAGAGAUAGCGAUGAGAGUGAGAGCAUACAGUAUGAAAAUAAAGACUCCUUUGGAUCUAAAAUGAGUGUGGGAUGCCCUCUUCUUGUGUCUCCUUUGUGUCUGUUUGGGGAUACUACAGUCACCCCUGGUGGUGCUUCUUGGAACACUGCUAUUUAAGUCUGAGCAGAGGUUGACAAAAACCUUCAAUGGUGGUGGUGCCUUAUGGCUAACGAGACGUGGUGUGGUCACAAAAGCAUACAGGAACUCAAGUCCUUCUGUUCACCUGAUUUAGAAUUCCUCACAAUCAAAUGUCGACCGCAUUAUCUACCAAGGGAAUUCUCUUCGAUUAUAAUCACAGCCGUAUAUAUUCCCCCCCAAGCAGACACAUCGAUGGCUCUGAACAAACUUUAUUUGACUCUUUGCAAACUGGAAUCCAUACAUCCUGAGGCUGCAUUCAUUGUAGCUGUGGAUUUUAACAAGGCUAAUCUGAAAACAAGACUCCCUAAAUUGUAUCAGCAUAUCGAUUGCGCAACCAGGGCUGGCAACACCUUGGAUCACUGCUAUUCUAACUUACGCAACGCAUAUAAGGCCCUGCCCCGCCCUCCUUUCGGAAAAGCUGACCACGACUCCAUUUUGUUGAUCCCUGCCUACAGACAGAAACUAAAACAAGAAGGUCCCACGCUGAGGUCUGUUCAACGCUGGUCCGACCAAUCUGAUUCCACACUCCAAGACUGCUUCCAUCACAUGGACUGGGAUAUGUUUCGUAUUGCGUCAGACAACAACAUUGACGAAUACGCUGAUUCGGUGUGCGAGUUCAUUAGAACGUGCGUUGAAGAUGUCGUUCCCAUAGCAACGAUUAAAACAUUCCCAAACCAGAAACCGUGGAUUGAUGGCAGCAUUCGCGUGAAACUGAAAGCGCGAACCACUGCUUUAAAUCAGGGCAAGGUGACCGGAAACAUGACCGAAUACAAACAGUGUAGCUAUUCCCUCCGCAAGGCAAUCAAACAAGCUAAGCGUCAGUAUAAAGACAAAGUAGAAUCUCAAUUCAAAGGCUCAGACACAAGAGGUAUAUGGCAGGGUCUACAGUCAAUCACGGAUUACAAAAAGAAAACCAGCCCCGUCACGGACCAUGCUCCCAGGCAGACUAAUUCACUUUUUUGCCUGCUUUGAGGACAAUACAGUGCCACUGACACGGCCUGCAACCAAAACAUGCGGCCUCUCCUUCACUGCAGCUGAGGUGAGUAAAACAUUUAAACAUGUUAACCCUCGCAAGGCUGCAGGCCCAGACGGCAUCCCCAGCCGCGCUGGUGUGUUUACGGACAUAUUCAAUCAAUCCCUAUCCCAGUCUGCUGUUCCCACAUGCUUCAAGAGGGCCACCAUUGUUCCUGUUCCCAAGAAAGCUAAGGUAACUGAGCUAAACAACUACCGCCCCGUAGCACUCACUUCCGUCAUCAUGAAGUGCUUUGAGAGACUAGUCAAGGACCAUAUCACCUCCACCCUACCUGACACCCUAGAUCCACUCCAAUUUGCUUACCACCCAAAUAGGUCCACAGACGAUGCAAUCUCAACCACACUGCACACUGCCCUAACCCAUCUGGACAAGAGGAAUACCUAUGUGAGAAUGCUGUUCAUCGACUACAGCUCGGCAUUUAACACCAUAGUACCCUCCAAGCUCGUCAUCAAGCUCGAGACCCUGGGUCUCGACCCCGCCCUGUGCAACUGGGUACUGGACU